AUGUACGAGAACCAGCGGCACCUGACAGCCGGCGGGCGCAACAACCCGUUUCUUGACCAGGACGAGCUGCAGGAGUCGCGGCAGGGCAGCACGACGUCGCUGCUGCAGAACCGAGAGCGGGAGGCGGGCGCAACGGAAUCGGACUACCAGGGCUACUACGCACGGGAGCCGCCGGGGGUGCGGGGCGAGCCGAGCAAGGUGGCGUCUAGUCGGUCGCUGAACUCAAUGGGAGUGCCCAACAGCGACAUCAUGACGCCGCCGGCGUUCGACCGCUACCCUAUGGUGGGGUCGCGCGUGGCGUCGAUGGCGCUGCCGCAGGGGGCGCAGACGGGACGCACGCCGGUGUGGGGAUCGGGGUCUGCGUCUGAGGACAAUUCGAUGUCGUCGCUGACGUCGUCGAACCCGUUCCUGGGCGACCAGGACUUUUCGCCGUUCGGGGGCUACCCCGCGUCCUCGUUUCCGCUGCUGAUCGACGAGAAGGAGGACGACGACUACCUGCAUAACCCGGACCCCGAGGAGGAGUCGCGGCUGGACAAGCAGCGAUUCCUGCUGGACCUGAAGCACAUGGACAAGCGCUCGGCCGGCGGGUUCGUGGGAAUUCUGCUGUUGUUCAUCGGAGGGCUGAUGCUGUUCAUAGUGCUGCCUGUGCUGACCUACACGGGCGCAGUCGAGCACCACCAUGCCAAGCUCACGGAGGUGCUGUCGCCUUACCAGUAUCCGCAGCUGUCUGCGAUCCGGACCUCCCUAGUUGAUCCUGACACCCCGAAGGAUGCCAGGAAGCGGAAGUCCCUGAAGGGCGAAACCUGGCCUCUGGUCUUCAGCGAUGAGUUCAACGCGGUGGGUCGUACCUUCUUCGAGGGCGACGACCAGUUCUGGACUGGACCAAACAUCCACUAUGCCGCCACAAACGACUUGGAAUGGUACACGCCCGACGCGGCCACGACGAAGGACGGUGUGCUGCAGCUCCGGAUGGACGCCUUCCCAAUGAACGGGCUAUACUACAGAUCCGGUAUGCUGCAGUCCUGGAACAAGAUGUGCUACACGCAGGGUGUUCUGGAGAUCUCUGCGAAUUUACCAAACUAUGGCCAAUACCACGGUUUGUGGCCAGGUCUGUGGACCAUGGGGAACCUUGGUAGACCGGGCUUCCUUGCUUCUACCGAGGGUGUGUGGCCGUAUUCGUACGAGGCGUGUGAUGCCGGAAUUACGCCUAACCAGUCCUCUACCGAUGGUAUUUCAUAUCUACCUGGGCAAAAGCUGAGCUCUUGCACAUGUGAUGGGGAAGAUCAUCCGAACCCGGGUGUUGGCAGAGGUGCGCCGGAAAUCGAUCUUCUGGAAGGUGCUAUGGACGAUAAGGUCGGCGUUGGUACCGCCUCGCAGUCGCUGCAGGUGGCUCCUUAUGAUAUCUGGUAUAUCCCAGACUACGACUUUAUCGAAAUCUACAAUCACUCGAUCACGGCGAUGAACACUUACUGUGGCGGUCCCUUCCAACAGGCCGUCUCCGCGGUCUCUACACUAAACCGUACGUGGUACCAAUUUGGGGAAGGCGCGGGCUAUUUCCAAAGGUUCUCACUGGAGUAUAUGAAUGACGAAAAGGAUGGCUACAUUACCUGGUACAUCGGCGACAAGGCCACCUUCACUAUCUACGCAAGCGCAUUGCAUCCUAACGGUAACGUUGAUUGGAGAAGAAUCAGCAAAGAACCCAUGUCUAUUAUCCUGAACCUGGGUAUUUCGAAUAACUGGGCAUACAUAGACUGGGCCAAUCUUUACUUCCCUGUUACCAUGUCCAUUGACUAUGUCAGGCUGUACCAGCCGUCGAACGCUAUCAAUGUCAAUUGUGAUCCGCCCGACUAUCCAACGUAUGACUACAUUCAGAAACAUCUGAAUGCAUACAUGAACCCCAACCUCACCAGUUGGGAGGCCGCAGGAUACACUUUCCCGAAGAAUAUUCUAACAGGCAAUUGUAAGUCUUCCAAGUUCAGGCAUAGCUAG
Eremothecium gossypii ATCC 10895 is the source of this 1989-nucleotide messenger RNA. RefSeq names its product beta-glucan synthesis-associated protein KRE6 (gene KRE6). Gene Ontology annotation, molecular function: glucosidase activity. The transcript has a single exon. Bases 1 to 1989 code for a protein of 662 amino acids. Gene Ontology annotation, biological process: (1->6)-beta-D-glucan biosynthetic process; fungal-type cell wall organization. Gene Ontology annotation, cellular component: endoplasmic reticulum membrane; plasma membrane. Lineage: Eukaryota; Fungi; Ascomycota; Saccharomycetes; Saccharomycetales; Saccharomycetaceae. The record is from RefSeq and is marked provisional.